Messenger RNA from Telopea speciosissima, 636 nucleotides. RefSeq lists its product as uncharacterized. Bases 1 to 636 code for a protein of 211 amino acids. The transcript has a single exon. The record is from RefSeq and is a predicted model, not a curated record. Gene Ontology annotation, molecular function: RNA-DNA hybrid ribonuclease activity; nucleic acid binding. NCBI's taxonomy places the organism in Eukaryota, Viridiplantae, Streptophyta, Magnoliopsida, Proteales, Proteaceae.
AUGGGGAAGAAGGAUUCUCGAUCAUUGAUAACCCUGUGUAGCUUUAUUUGUUGGUAUUUAUGGUUAUCGCGUAAUGAUCUUGUGUUUGGGUGUAAGAUAUGGCAACCUUGUGAUGUGAUUUCAGCUGUAGUUAAUGUAUUUCAGGAGUUUGCUUCCGUUCAUUCUGUUACUGUUCUUAGUCCUCCAUCCACUUCAUCAAUACUACAACGAUGGAUAGCACCAACUGUUGAUUCUGUUAGGUGCAACUGUGAUGCUAGUUUAUCCUUGGAUUCAUGCAAAUCGGGGAUCGAUUUUAUUUGCAGAAGUCACAGUGGACUGCCAUUGUUUGCUGUGUUAGAUCCAGUUUCAUUCUCUGAUAUUUUGGUUGGUGAGGCUAUUGCUGUUCGAAAGGCUAUGUUGGAGAUGAUUGCAAAUGGCUACGUGCGAGUAAUGGUAGAAUCUGAUAAUUCAAAUCUUGUUAUAUACAUCAGAGAUGGUGGAAGGACGUCUCCAUUGAUGAUUCGUGUGAUUAUUGAAGACAUCAUCCAACUAUCUUCUUUCUUUGUAUCUUGCAGUUUCACUUUUCCACGAGAAAUUAACAGCAUGGCUGACUCCUUGGCUAGGAGAGCCUUGUCACUUACAUGCGUGACUAAUUGA